ACUGACAUAGCGUGACACACUUGUUGUUGUUCGCAAAUACACUACUACACACGCACACUUCUUGUUCUAUUCUCACGCGUUAUUGAGCCAAUUGCAUUCUAAAUCGAAUAUUAUCCACAUUUUAGACUGUUGUAUCAUAUCUAUUACAUCCUAAGUCACGGAAACUUACUGGAGUCACAUUUACCUCAUCGGAGUUAUUGCUCAUUCAUAAUUUUGGAUUUUGGUGCCAAAAACUCAAAGGAAUACGCGACAACUAGCUGAUUUAAAUUGGGGGGCAACUUGAACGUGAUUCGUGCCGGCCUUGAAGGUUUUGGCCCUCAUUUAACCCUCGUACCAAUGUCUAAGAAGAAAGGCGAUGUGCCAAAAAAAGCUGUUUUGCUUGGGAGGAUCGGUACUAAUCUGAAAUGUGGUGUAGUUGGCCUCCCGAACGUUGGAAAAUCUACAUUCUUCAAUAUUCUCACUAAAAGUCAAGUCCCCGCCGAGAAUUUUCCAUUUUGCACUAUUAAUCCUAAUGAAAGUCGUGUUGCAGUUCCAGAUGAAAGAUUCGAUUGGCUUUGUGAAUAUCACCAACCUGUUAGUCGAGUACCAGCUUACUUAAAUGUUGUUGAUAUCGCUGGUCUAGUUAAAGGCGCACAUGAAGGACAAGGUUUGGGAAAUGCAUUUCUUUCGCAUAUCCGCAGUGUUGAUGCAAUUUUCCAUAUGUUAAGAUUAUUUGAAAAUGAAGACAUCACUCAUAUUGAAGGUGAUAUUGAUCCUGUACGUGAUUUAGAUAUCAUUGAUGAAGAAUUACGUCUCAAAGAUAUUGAAUAUGUUACUAAAGAGUGGGAGAAAUGUGAAAAAGUAGUUAUUCGAGGCAAUGAUAAAAAACAAAUGCCUGCUUAUGAGUGUCUUACAAAAGUUAAAAAUAUGUUAGUCAAUGAUAAACGAAAUGUUCGUUUCGGUGAUUGGACUCCAACUGAAGUGGAGAUUCUUAAUGAGCACUUAUUUAUCACAUCGAAACCAGUGAUUUAUUUGGUUAAUAUGUCAGAGAAGGCAUUUUUAAAGAAGAAAAGUAAAUGGCUACCAAAAAUCAAGGAAUGGGUUGAUGAACAUGAUUCCGGUGCAGCGAUUAUUCCUUUCUCUGCUGAUCUUGAACAAAAACUCAGUGAAAUGUCACCAGAAGAAGCUGGGGCUUAUAUGAAAGAAAAUGAAUUCACUACCAUGUUGCCAAAAAUUAUUCGUAUCGGUUAUCAAACAUUACAAUUACAAUAUUUCUUCACAUGUGGUAAAGAUGAAGUUAAAGCGUGGACUAUACAGAAAGGUUCAAAAGCUCCUCAAGCUGCUGGUCGAAUACAUACAGAUAUGGAAAAAGGUUUUAUCAUGGCUGAAGUUAUGUCAUAUGAAGAUUUCAAAGCAGAAGGUUCUGAAGCUGCUGUCAAAGCUGCUGGCAAAUACAAACAGAAAGGACGGGAAUAUAUUGUUGAAGAUGGGGAUAUUAUAUUGUUUAAAUUCAAUGCUGGUGCCGGUCUUCAAGCGAAGAAAAAAUGAUAUUUGUUGUGUUAUAUAGGCCUAAUUUAUUUUCACUAACUUUAUAAAAUGAAAUUUGAUAUUACCUUGGAGUUGCGUUAAAUUUCGUCUGUAUGGGAUAUAUACAUAGCUUUUAAAUCUUACCACAUUAGUUUAUAAGUCAUUAGGUUUGUUGCCAUCGUUACGUGUUCGGCAAUUGGAUACACUAAAGUAGUUGAUGACAUGUCAUCUUAUCUAGCGCCCCCAAGUAUUUCUAGGCUGACAUUCGCUUCUCAACUGCCAGUGUAAAACUGUUAGGGUUACCAAGAUGAGACGCUGAAAGUUGUAUAUGUGGCUGACUGCUCUCGAAAUCGUUCACUAGAUGUCUUCCAGAUAAACGGUUCUUCCGUGUGAGAGCGUACUCAUCUUUCAUAAUGUAGACACUAGCCAGAGAUAUUCAAUUCUACUGUAGCUUGGAUUGACGGGUAAAUUGCGGGAGUAGUUGUGACGUAAUGACAAAAUGGUGAUAGUGAAGUUUGUUUUUCUGUGACAGCACCUUUUAAUUAUUUUUACGUUGUACAUGCUAAGUUUAUUUCCAUCCCAGCCUAAAGUUUGGAGUGGUGGUUGGAUACACGUCUAGAAAAACGAGAACAGUCAUAUAUAGAGUACUCCUUUCGUCUGCUAAUAACUCGAGUUGAUACAUAGUGCACAUAUGCGUGAUUAUAACUCACUACCUAUAGUGGCAUAAACAAUCCUGAUUCAAUUAGAAACACUAUGAAUGAGUCCUUUGCCAUGGUCGCAUCCUCUCGUUCAAAUUUAGAUUUGUCUGCAAUGAUUUCAACUUGCUAAACAUUAUUAGAAGGAUAUUGGAGUAAUACCCUUUAAAAAAGGUUUAUAUGCUUAGACAUGCAUGGCUGGCAGAAAAGAAUGCACUUGCCAAAUAUUCACACUAUUCCGAACUUCAUGUUCUGUCACGACGUUGCUCUGACAUACAUUGUGGUCGGUAAAAUGUUGCGUGACAAUGAUCAUAAGACUUUACCAUAUCUUGCGAAAUGUAAUCUAUCCGAAACGAAAACAGAUUUUUCAAUGUAGAGGCUGUAUCUGCUGGGAGGAAAAAAUGUCAAAUCCUAACAGAGCACUCUGAUUGGAGCAAAUUUUUAAUUAGUGACAAACGGAAACAAAGUACGUUCACUAUUACAAAUAAAUAUUUAGUGGACACGUUUCCCCUCACAAGAACUAUUUUUAGGAAAAUAACUCCUUGUAUCAGCGAAAACCAAGGCAAAGCUACGAAAACAUAAACGUGUUUGGAAUUAAUGGACGGUAUUGUCAUGCAUCAAACUGACGUUUACUUGUGCAUGUGAGAAGUCGGUAUGAAAGAUAUGAGCAACCAUCAGUAUGUAGCGGUAAAUAAAUCCCCAAAAUAAAAUAGCUCUGUAAGUUUUGACGUUGGAAGCUGACCAGAUUAGUUUUAGUGGACUCAUCUAGUUGAAGGCAGUUGGUCAUGCAUCCGCAAUCGCUAGCCAGAUUAGAUCAGGCAAUUCCGAUAUAUUGGUUAUCGCCAAAUACACUCUUCCGAUCUCCUCG
Schistosoma haematobium is the source of this 3069-nucleotide messenger RNA. RefSeq lists its product as uncharacterized. The transcript has 10 exons. Lineage: Eukaryota; Metazoa; Platyhelminthes; Trematoda; Strigeidida; Schistosomatidae. The record is from RefSeq and is a predicted model, not a curated record. Bases 337 to 1527 code for a protein of 396 amino acids. Gene Ontology annotation, molecular function: GTP binding; ATP hydrolysis activity; ATP binding. Gene Ontology annotation, cellular component: cytoplasm.